AUGACGGAGUGCGGAGCUGACUUCCUGCACCUUGACGUUAUGGACGGGGUGAAACCCAUGGCAGGAGCCAAUCAGUACACAUUCCACCCGGAGGCCACCACCAAUGCUGGAAACCUCAUCAAGGAGAUUUUUUUUAACCUUAAUUUAAUUAGGCAAAGAGAGCGGCAUGAAAGGUUAUGUUAUGGAUCUGUUAAGGGUUAUGUUAUGGAUCUGUUAAGGGUUAGGGAUCUGUUAAGGGUUAGGGAUCUGUUAAGGGUUAGGGAUCUGUUAAGGGUUAGGUUAGGGAAAAUCGUAUUUUGGAUGGGAAUCAGUUUGAUCCACACAAGGAUUGUAAAACCAACGUGUGUGUGUGUCUUUUCGGUGGGCCUGGCCAUAAAGCCUGGGACUACAGUAGAGGAGUUGGCACCGUGGGCUGGACAGAUCAACAUGGCUCUGGUCAUGACUGUGGAGCCUGGCUUUGGAGGCCAGAAGUUCAUGGAGGACAUGAUGCCCAAGGUGAGCUGGCUGAGGAGUCAGUUUCCCUCUCUGGACAUUGUGGAUGGAGGAGUGGGUCCUUCUGCCAUCCAUAAGUGUGCGGAGGCGGAUGCUGACAUGAUCAUGCCGGACUGUGGUAAGCAGUGACGAGCCUCGCUCUGUCAGACAGACAGAACUGCUGAACAAGAUGACAUUUUUUUUUUGGGGGGGGCAGGCUAGUGUAUUGUCACUGCCCUGUUUUAAAAUGCUUGUUACAUGAUACAGAGGAUUCCUCGCCUCUUCUUGCUCUGCUCGGUUGGUUUGAAAAGUAGUUCACUACUCAGACACUAGAGGGCAAGCUUGCUCAAACUAUUCAUCCCUAUAGGUUUGUAUACCCUGGACUGUCAUUCUUUUUUAUUUCCCCAUUUUCUGUACUGUCUUGUUUAGACUAAUUACUUAUUGAUAAUAAGUCAUGAAUAUUAUUGAUAAUAUUGAAUUAUAUAUGACUGACUACCAUAUGUGGCAUAGGAGAGUAUUAGUGAUCUAGCAGUUAUAUCUGAAUUUAAUAUGGGAUAUAAUGUUAGUACCUGCACAGGGAUUUAUUUAAUCAAAACUAAUAGUAACAUUACCGGAUAGAUAACAAAACAACAGCAACCUCUCCUUGCACUAAUAGGAACCAUGUUUCCAUUUAACACCAUUUAACUGACAAGAUUUACUCCAGUAAAUAAAUGUUUCUUGAAUAUUGUUCAAAGCCCUUCUAUUUCAGGUGGCCAUUUUGUCUGAGAUAGGGGACAUCUCUACAUUUCAUAUCUCUACGCCUGCCAGAACAAACCUCUUGUCAAUGAGAAUCACACAUGACAUACUUUUAGCUGCAAGCCGCUCAUUCUCAAUAAUGCAACAAAUAUCUGGAAGAUAAUUCGCAUUCUCCUGCAGUAUUAAUGUCAGAAAUCUGUAUUUCCGUUUGUGUCACAUAUCGCACAAGACAGAGGUUCAUAGGAGACUGACUCCAGAUCUGUUGGAAAAGCUGUUUAUGGAAACGCUAAUACCCUGGUCGCUAUUGAGACGUGUGUGUAUUUGGGAUGUAGGGACAUGUAAGAGGGUCUCCUGCUCUGUCUAUUGACAAGGUUUUUCUACAGCUGGAUAUGUGCCAUGUCUCAGACUGCACCAUCAUUCCAAGACAUGAUAUCGUAUCUGUGGGAGAUGCUGUGAGUUAUACAUACAUGUAGAGAGUGAACAAGUAUAAGACACGCUGCACAUUUCUGUUAGAUAUGAAGCAUAUCAUCUUUAAGAGAUGAAAACAGAAGUCCGUCGACGCACUAGAACUUCACCGUUCUAUAAAUUCUCCAUUCUACAAUGGAAUCAUAGAUUCAAGGAGGAAACUCUUGACAGAGGCAGACCUUUUUAACCAAACACACUAACAAAUAGGCCCACUUACAACAACACAUGCUUCCACAUAGGCCCACUUACAACAACACAUGCUUCCACAUAGGCCAACUGUACUGUGCACAUAUCCAAUGCUACUCAAGGGGAUGGGACAUUUGCUCCAGAGGUGCCAGAAAAACCAUAUCCAGAUGCUGUAGCGUUACAUAGAUUAGGUAGCGUUGGUUGGAACUUUCUUUUCAAGUCCUCCCCUCCACACUGUAUCGUGUGUGUGAGGCUGAGAUGCCUAGUGUAUAUAUGUCACUAUGUCCGCAGGCACUUACAGGAGACUUUUAUUGCAGUGUACACACACUCGGGGUAAUUAUAACCCCAGUAACACACACACACACACCAAACAUGAGUCAUGCUGGCAGCCAUCAUGUGGCGUUUAUGAGCCGGUCUUCAGAGAUCUGCUGACUGAGUUUGGCUGGAUUGCUGUCUCUGGUGAGAAUGCUGGCACAGAGCAGUACACAGAGGACACAACCCCAGGGCCCCUACUGAGCAGGGUUUAGUAGUCAGAGCCUACAUCAGUAAUUGGAACACACUACCACUGGAAGAUAAACCAGAAGCCAGCUCUUCUCAGAAACACCAUCUACUGGGCUUGGAUUGGAAAGAAAUGUGACAUCCAAGGCUUUUGAAUUCCAAUGUGAAUAAGAUUUAUUCAUCUUCAUGAUCAUGUAACUCAAAACAUAUUGAUAUGUAGACUUGAGAUGUAACAUUUCUCAUUCAUCAUGUAGUCACAUUGAAUGGAUUAUUCAAAUCCAUCCGUCCAAAGC
Oncorhynchus tshawytscha (Chinook salmon) is the source of this 2648-nucleotide messenger RNA. Its product is annotated as ribulose-phosphate 3-epimerase. Lineage: Eukaryota; Metazoa; Chordata; Actinopteri; Salmoniformes; Salmonidae. The coding region runs from base 1 to 621 and encodes 206 amino acids. The transcript has 6 exons. Gene Ontology annotation, molecular function: metal ion binding; D-ribulose-phosphate 3-epimerase activity. The record is from RefSeq and is a predicted model, not a curated record. Gene Ontology annotation, cellular component: cytosol. Gene Ontology annotation, biological process: pentose-phosphate shunt, non-oxidative branch; carbohydrate metabolic process.